Messenger RNA from Microdochium trichocladiopsis, 1302 nucleotides. RefSeq names its product mitochondrial branched-chain alpha-ketoacid dehydrogenase kinase-domain-containing protein. The transcript is spliced from 4 exons. Gene Ontology annotation, molecular function: pyruvate dehydrogenase (acetyl-transferring) kinase activity. The record is from RefSeq and is a predicted model, not a curated record. Lineage: Eukaryota; Fungi; Ascomycota; Sordariomycetes; Xylariales; Microdochiaceae. Gene Ontology annotation, cellular component: mitochondrion. Gene Ontology annotation, biological process: protein phosphorylation; regulation of glucose metabolic process. The coding region runs from base 1 to 1302 and encodes 433 amino acids.
AUGUCGUGGAAGGCAUCCGAGAGGUUGAUGGACACCAUCAGGCAUUAUGCCAACUUCCCUGCCACCGGAGUCAGCCUCCGCCAGAUGGUCCAGUUUGGCGAGAGGCCAUCAACAGGCACCCUCUUUCGAGCGUCGCAAUUCCUCGCCGAGGAACUCCCAAUUCGCCUGGCGCAUCGCGUCCAGGAGCUCAACAGUCUGCCCGAUGGCCUCAACGAGAUGCCCUCUGUCACAAAGGUCAAGGACUGGUAUGCCCAGUCGUUCGAGGAACUCACCGAGCUCGACCGCCCAAAACUCCCACGCGACGUCAAGGAGCGUCUAGCGAACCCGACAAAAUCAAAUGGCCGCAUGCUUACAGAGGCGACACCCAAUCCCAGUAUACGAGAAGGCCAAUACUCAUCAUUACAAAACGGCUCCGUCGGCAAUGGAAAGAAACCACAUGCCGCCAGGAGAUAUUUUGCCAUGGUCGACGACUCGAGCGAUUGGCCCCCGGAGCUUCGGUCAUACAACAUGCGCUUCGCCGAGGCGCUCAACAAGAUCAAGAGGCGGCACGACGGUGUUGUCACGACAAUGGCGCAGGGCAUCCUGGAGUACAAGCGGAAACGGCAGCGCAUGCAGAUUGACCACAACAUACAGUCAUUCUUGGACAGGUUCUACAUGUCGCGUAUUGGCAUUCGUAUGCUGAUUGGCCAGCACAUCGCCUUGACCACUGAUAACCACCACAACGACCCUACCUACGUCGGCAUCAUCUGCACAAAGACCAAUGUUCACGAUCUGGCCCAGGAAGCCAUCGAGAACGCCCGCUUUGUCUGCGAGGAUCACUACGGCCUGUUUGAGGCACCGAAGAUCCAGCUCGUUUGCAAUCCGAACCUCAACUUCAUGUAUGUGCCUGGUCACUUGUCGCAUAUGCUCUUUGAGACAUUGAAGAACUCCUUGCGCGCAGUGGUGGAGACACAUGGGCAGGAUAAACAGGACUUCCCAGUCACCAAGGUCAUUGUUGCUGAGGGAAGGGAGGACAUCACCAUCAAGAUCAGCGACGAAGGCGGCGGCAUUCCGCGGAGUGCUAUUCCGCUUGUGUGGACGUACAUGUAUACCACUGUCGAUCGGACGCCGAACCUAGACCCCGAUUUCGACAAGAACGAUUUCAAAGCGCCAAUGGCUGGUUUCGGCUACGGAUUGCCCAUCUCACGCCUCUAUGCACGCUACUUCGGUGGAGAUUUGAAGUUGAUCAGCAUGGAAGGAUAUGGCACGGACGUUUACCUCCACCUCAAUCGCCUCUCGAGCUCCUCGGAACCCCUCCAAUAG